AAACAAGACAAAAAAUGGCAAAACGCAAAGCAACAGAAGCUGGUCUUUGUGGGAGUAAAGAUGAGCCCAGAAGAUCGAGCCGACGAACGAGCGCUGUCGUGAAGGAAGAGAUAAGACCGGAGAUCGAUGGCGCGUCUACCCCGGCGAAGAAAGGGGCGAAGCGUGGAAAGGCAGCGGCGAAGGUUGUGGAGAAGGUAGCUUCUGAGGAUGAGGGUGGUGAGAGUCCGGUUGAUGAUGGGAGCGAGGAGGAAAAAAUGGUUGUGAAGAAGGUCAGUUUCUCUUUUGUGAAAUCCUUGUUGAGAUUGCCUUGUUUGGUGGAUGAGAUACAACCGGGGCAGGACAUUGGGUUAUUCAUAUAUCUAACAGGUACUAGGCGCCUCCCAAGUCAAGUAAAGCAUCUAAAUCCAGCAAAUCGAAACCUAUCAAAUCGACUACCAACGGAGCCACAGACUCCUUGACACCGUCUGGCCGCCAGUAUUGGCUUAUGAAAGCGGAACCAGAGUCUCGAAUUGAGAAGGGUCAUGAUAUUAAGUUCUCAAUUAAUGAUCUGGCCGCCAAAACCGAACCAGAGCCAUGGGAUGGAAUUCGCAAUUAUGCAGGUAGGUUACUGCACAAAAUUCCCAAAUUUCUAGGACAAGUAGAGCUAACAUCACAUAGCCAGAAACAAUCUUCGAGCAAUGAAGAAGGGCGACCAAGCUUUCUUUUACCAUUCCAGCUGUAAGGUGCCUGCUAUAGUUGGAACCAUGGACAUUGUGGAAGAACAUACCCCGGACUGUAAGUUUCCUAAUACAUGUAAUAGAGUAGUUGUAAAUUCUAAUUUCGUAUUUAGUGUCUGCUCAUGACUCAUCAAAACCAUACUACGAUCCAAAUUCCAAGCCUGAUGAUCCGAAGUGGUCCGUUGUUCACGUCAUGUUCCGUCAAAAACUCAAGACUCCAAUCACCCUGAAGGAGCUCAAGGAGUGGCAAACGCAAAAGGGUCAUUCGCUCGAGAACAUGCAAAUGCUGAAGUUGGCGAGAAUGAGUGUUAGUAAAGUUAGUGCGGAGGAAUGGGAGUUUCUUGUUGGGGAGAUGAAAAAGAGGGGCGAUGAGGUCAAGUAGGGUAGCCUGUGACCUUGUACCCUAUCUGGGCGAUGAUGUACAGUAAGAUAUGUAUGACUUGGUGAGUAGAUUUUAUACGAUGACAUUCUACACGUUGAUGUUUUCGCGUCAAAAACAACAAGGGUUUCCGUAAUGCUAGUGUACCAACUGACCUACCGUACCAAAUUUCUUAAGUUGUUAUUCUUUCAGUCAUGUAAUGCUUUUAUAGGAAAAUAGAUUUUUGUAUAAAGGAGAUUUUUUAUUUUAUUUAAGGGGAUUUAUAGGGGUUUGACAAAGUUGACAAAGUUCUAUCUAAUAAUACAGUAGGCUUUUUAAGCACAAGAAGAAGAAUAUGAAAUGUACGAGCAUAGAGAGAAGAUGAGACCAAA
This is a messenger RNA of Hymenoscyphus albidus, 1466 nucleotides long. Lineage: Eukaryota; Fungi; Ascomycota; Leotiomycetes; Helotiales; Helotiaceae. The record is from the annotation of a GenBank genome assembly.